Molecule: messenger RNA, 1848 nt
Organism: Indicator indicator
Lineage: Eukaryota; Metazoa; Chordata; Aves; Piciformes; Indicatoridae
Gene: HAUS3
Product: HAUS augmin like complex subunit 3
Exons: 4
Coding region: 1-1848 (615 amino acids)
Biological process (GO): centrosome cycle; spindle assembly
Cellular component (GO): HAUS complex; mitotic spindle; centrosome
Source: RefSeq, a predicted model, not a curated record
AUGAGCUGUGGGAAAGAUUUUGUGGAAACUCUUAAGAGAAUUGGAUAUCCAGAAGCUGAUUCACUUAAUGGAGACGAUUUUGAUUGGCUUUUUGAGUCUUUGGAAGACAGAGCCUUUGUGGAGUGGUUUUGUGGCAAUGUAAAUGAGCAGUAUGUGGUCUCUGAAAAAGAACUGCAAGAUUGCGAUAAGCUUUUGGAGUGUGGGAAGCCCAUUUUGGAAGGAAAUGCACUGGAUGAAGUCCUUAAAACCUUGAAGCCUGUGGAUUCAAAGAACAGUAGCCAGGAGGAGAAAGAAGAGGAAAUGAAGACAUUAGAAGAUGAGCUUCGAACCCUUCAGAAGUUAAAGAACCUUCAAAUUUAUCGGCAUAAUAAGCUGCAAGUUAUGAGUUCUGCAAACAACCAUUUUUUACAAACAUUAAAAAGCCAAGAGGAAGAAGCACGUAGAGAUUUGAAAGGAGGACUGGAAGUGUUUACUGCAGCAAAUAAUAAGCUUAAUAGUGAACUGCUGUUGCUUAUGGAAGCAGCUAAGAAAUUUGCCUCUUUCUUCACUGCUCCAGAUGCAGAGCAAGGGUCAGGCCUGCAUCCCGUAUUUUUUUCCCAACUUUCUUUGGACAAGUAUUUGGCUCAGGAAGAACAAAGCACUGCAGCAAUCAUCUCCUAUGUAAAAAAACAUUUUCAUCAAGAUAUGUCUGAAUGGCUCGAAAAUUCCCCCAAAGGCAGCUUUCAGCUUGCAGAUCUAAGCAACCAAGUCACUUGUGAUGAGACUGAUGAAGUCUGUGAAGAGAGGCAAGAGAUAGCCAGGCUCCAGACAGCAUAUAUCUGUGCUCAACAUCAGCUCAUCCAGAUACAAGCGAAAGAGGAGAGCAGGAAGUUGGCUCUCAGAUGUGCAGAGGACAUGCUGCAGUCCUUACACAAGGAUCCUAGGAAGCGGGAAAACCUGGAUGCCAAAAUACGGAGUUUAAAUGAUGAAAUCUCCAGAAUUAAACAAGACAUCACUCGGAUAAACAAUGAGGAGCUGCUUCCCCUUCUGAAAGAGAAGGCCCAGCUUUUGUGUGCACCGGUGGUGAAAGCAUGCUUGGAUCAUCAGAUUGCUCAGCAGGAGAGUUAUGCUUCCAGACAGGAUGCAGUAUGCAGGCAUUUGAUCAGACAGAAAGCAUCAUUUGAACUUCUUGAGCUAGCCUAUGAAAUGGAGAUGAAGAAACUUAAGAAGAUCUACUCUCACCUGGAGGGUUUGGUGGAGUCUCUGAAAAAGAGCAGCAAUGAGUUGGAGCAGAGACUGCAGGUGAUAACUGAGAGAGCUCAGCAUGCAAAGCCAAGGAGCACCAUCAGUUCAAAGGAUGGGUUCCCUUGCAGGCUGUAUCAGGCUCUGGAAGGAGACAAUGAAAAGCCCCGGUUGUUUAGAACAUAUGAAAACCUGGAGCAGAUGGCUCGGAAGUUAAAGCAGGACUGUGAUGCUGCCCAGGAUCAGCUAGCAGCAUCUUCUCGGGAACAGGCUCUCCAGUUGUCCAAGCUAGAAGGUGAUGUGGAUGCCCUUUGGGAUGCUCUGUAUCAUGGAGGAAAUCAGCUACAACUCAGAAGUCCGGAACUUACUGAGCAGUUUCAUCAACUAGAAGCUGAUUUAAAUAAACUAAAUGAACUCCUUAUGGAUCUGAUUGCUGAUAUGAAGUCCAAAAGAGACUUUCUGAAGUCCAACAAGCUCCAUCAGAUGGAAAGAGACUUGUAUGUGUAUUUUUUCAAAGAUGAAGAGCACUUGAAAGAGAUGGUGGAGCAGCUUGAGCAGCAGUCUCGGGCGAAAACCAGUGGUCUGGAAGAUCAGAACCUCACUGCCAGUGGAGUUCUUAAUGAUUAA